UAUUUGACAGUUGACAGUUUGACUAGUCCAGUGACUGUCAGCAGUUGCUCGUCCUGGACUGACGCAAUGCAAGACAAACACGCAAUGCCCUACAGGAGUUUCGAUACCGUUUUACAGUUUAUCGGCUGGUCAGAUAUAAAUACUUGCCGGAAUGAAGCAAAGUCAGUGUCUACAUGAACCACCAUCGGUUGAUAACUGCUAGCCGACACUUUAGGUCAGGUUGUGUCAGGGAGGCCACCAUAUUUAAAGUCUUCAAACCUCUGGUCGAACGAGACUGCUCCAGGUGUGGAGGGACUUUCCCUUUGCGAGAAGGAUUUGUAUAUCUCCUUGUGUGCGGAGUUCCGAGUUAAGCUGUGACGUUGACAGCAUCUUGCAGCUGCCAUGACUACAGCGGUCAUACAAGAGCAGGCAACCACACUUCUGCUGGGUGGGGUGGUUGCACUGUCGCUGCUGUGGUGGUGGUCGACUAGGCGACCUUCGGGUUUGCCCCCCGGGCCUGGACCUGCCCUCCCGCUAAUCGGCCACCUGCACUUACUUAGCAAGGAUCCCAGGGUGCAGUUCACAGCAUGGCGGCGACGGUACGGUGACGUGUUCAGUCUGUACAUGGGCAACCGCCUAGUGGUGGUGCUCAACGGCUACAAAGUCAUCAAGGACGCGCUGGUGAAACACGCCGACAUCUUCUCUGAUAGGCCUCACAUGUUCCUCACGGAUGCAAUUGCAAAAAAUAAAGGCCUUGUCGGCACGUCGGGUGGCCACUGGAAGGAGCAGCGGAAGGUGUCGUUGGAGAUUCUGCGUGAGAUGGGGCUGGGCAGGAACGUGCUGGCCGAGAAGAUCCAGGAGGAGGUCAGCGAGUAUGUCAAGGCCAUCGCCGCUCUUCAGGGUGCAGCCUUUGACCCAAGGCGCUCACUCACACCAGCGUGUCCAACAACAUCUGCGCCAUCGUCUUCGGAGAACGCUUCGAAUACAAUGACCCGGUCUUCCGCCGGUACCUGGAUGUCAUGGACCAGAACUUGAAGAACCUCGCCAGAACAACAGCUGUCAACUUUAUCUCGGUGCUCAAGUACCUACCGGGGGACUUAUUCUGCGUGAAGCGCACCCUGAACAACGUCGCAUUCGUGGAGGACGACUUCAUCUACCCGCAGCUGGACAAUCAUAUCAAACGCUACAGUGACAGUACUGGCGAGGCAGCCAGCGACUUCGUGGAGGCGUACCUUCGCGAGAUGAACAAAAUGAAAGACAAGGAAACUACUCUAGAUAAUCCCAACUUGAUCAAAGUCAUGGGCGACCUGUUUGUGGCGGGGACCGAAACCACAGCCACCACCAUCCGUUGGGCUCUCGUCUACUUCUUGCACUAUCCAGAAGUGCAAGACAAGUGCUUCCAGGAGAUCAAGAGAGCCAUCGGUACGGAGCGAGCCCCGACCAUCCGCGACAGACCGGAACUGACGUACAUCGAGGCCACCAUCAUGGAGGUCUUAAGACACGCUGACAUCGCGCCUUUUGCCAUUCAGCACGGACUGGCCUGUGACACGACAUUUAUGGGAUACACGCUUCCCAAGGACACAAUUAUCCUUCCAUUCAUCGAUUCUGUCCUCCAAGACCCGGAAAUCUGGGAUAACCCGCUAGACUUCCGGCCAGAAAGAUUUAUCGGUCCUGACGGAAAGCUGGUCAGAAAAGAGGAGUUUAUACCUUUCAGCUUGGGACGUCGUGCCUGUCUUGGUGAGGCUUUGGCACGGACAGAACUUCUCCUGUACCUGUCGACCAUGAUACAGCGCUUCCGCUUUGUGCCACCCGAAACUGGAGAGCUGCCAUCUUUGGAGGGAAUCAUGAGCCUCAGCAGAAUGCCAGGCAGCUUCAAGAUACGCGCUAUAAUAAGAGAGUAGCCGACUAGAACAUGUCAAAGCUGCUAUUAUCAUAUAUAGCCUACUAGUUGAGACCUAUUCGCAAGGUAUAUUCCACUACCCCAGGACUAGAUAGUGCCACAGCAUAUCACCCACUGAGCUCCCCGUUGUUACCAGAAAAACACUUGGUACAUACUUACAGACAAGGGCACUACUACAUUCCUUGCAGUGUCGGUGUGUUUCUUCAAAUGCUCAAUGAUGUCAAUAAAAGGCAAAAUCUGUACGCUAUUGGAGAUCACAAAAUUCGGGAAAGGAUUUGUUUUUUCCUUCAUUUCUAAAAACAGAAUUAUUUCUUCGAAAGAUCCACAAACUCGAUUACCUACUUUCCCAAGAUUUAGUUAUAUUUGGAGAUCAACCAGUGGCGACACUUUCCAAUUUUCUUCAUCGACUAAAUCGAACGCAGUAAAAAAAAAUCCUCAAACAAAAUAUUUGAGAUAUUUGUAUUUUUGCUGGGAGGCAGGAAUUUACCAGAUGAUAAAUUCCUGAAAUAACUAGACCAUCUUUUCUUUAACGUUAUAUAUAGAGGAAAGCAAAUUAUAAAAUUUAACAAAUGUGUGUGUCAACUGUAUGUCAAAGACUGACCUGAGAAUGUUAAUUGUGUGUAUAUGUAGAUAUAAUUUUCUACCUGCAACGAAACUUAUCUGGCGAAGGAGAAUAUCCCAAGGCCAGUAACUGUCAAUGGAUUCUGUUGUAUACGUGUACCUUGAAAUAAAAUCUAUACUGAGCAAG
Messenger RNA from Pomacea canaliculata, 2627 nucleotides. Its product is annotated as cytochrome P450 2U1-like. The coding region runs from base 999 to 1880 and encodes 293 amino acids. Gene Ontology annotation, biological process: xenobiotic metabolic process. The transcript is spliced from 7 exons. Gene Ontology annotation, cellular component: intracellular membrane-bounded organelle; cytoplasm. Lineage: Eukaryota; Metazoa; Mollusca; Gastropoda; Architaenioglossa; Ampullariidae. Gene Ontology annotation, molecular function: oxidoreductase activity, acting on paired donors, with incorporation or reduction of molecular oxygen, reduced flavin or flavoprotein as one donor, and incorporation of one atom of oxygen; heme binding; iron ion binding. The record is from RefSeq and is a predicted model, not a curated record.